AUGCCAGCAAUUGAUCAACCGGCAUCUUAUUCCAGCCGUGGCCGUGGAAGUCAUACAGUGCCACCAGUUACUACUAUUGCGUCACUCACAGUAAAUAUCGUGUUACCUGUUUCAGCAAGUUCACCGAUGGAGGACUUACCCCUUGAAUUGCCGAUUGCAAUGAACGUCACUUGUCCUCAGGAUUUAAUAUCCCCCAUUAUAGCUGGAAUUACGUACCAAGGUAACAUCGUUCUGCCAAAUAUAAGUUCUGAAUCUUCUGGCUUGUUUAACCAAGCCGGUGGUUCACAACUUGCUGAUUGGAGUAGCCGAUACGAUAUUCCUAUCCCAGCAACUGAGACAACUGUGCAGUUAAGAAGAGCACCUGUGUUGCCUGUGUUGCCACAAGAAACCGAAGAAUCCAGUGACUCAGAGAAUGAGAAUGAAACCACACGCCAACCUAAUUGGCAUACGUAUAAUUGUGGUAAAAGGAAUGCCCUGACGUUAUUCGACGGCCUAGGAUACAGCUACGGUAUAAAAAAACCUCGUCUAAAACAACGACGUGGCGAUGUAACAAUCGUGCAAAACCGAAGGAAUGUGGAGCUCUGGUGUGUCAACGAAAUGGCACAUACAUACCAGGGAAAACUAAGCACGCAUGCCAAAAAAAAGGAUGUGUCAUUCAAGAAAAUUAUUGUAGCUGAUUCAAAGGCAAAGGGGAAAGAAGAGCGGUUCACAAGUGCUCGGCGCGUGGUUCAACCUAUUCUUCAAAAGAACUUCGAUGGCGCACCGGAAAAAGAACUGCCAAAAAUGAAAAACGUCAUCCGUGCUGUUCAACGCGGACGAGGACUACAUAUACCAUCAAAUCCACCCGACUUUCGCUUUGAUUGGGAAACCUACAGUGGAUUCAUCGAACCGGGAUUCUAUCGUGGUGACGUCGUGGUGGAGACUGAGUGCACUUACGCACGCCAUCUGAUAUUCGCAACGGAUCGUCAACUGGAGCUGCUCCGCAAUGCAAAAAGGUGGUACGGCGACGCUACUUUUGGUAUUACGCCAUCACCUUGGUAUCAAGUUUAUUCUAUCCAUGCAUUCAUUCGACAUGGCAAUUUAGAUACCCAAGUCCCCCUUGUUUUUGUUCUUAUGGCACGCAAAAGGGCUUGCGAUUAUCGAGUUGUGUUCACACACAUUUUGGAUUUACUUAUGGUACCGGCGGUUGAAGAAUUUGUCAUGGACUUUGAAGCUGCUGUAUGGCAAGUUUGUAAAAGCUUAAUGCCUCAUGUCAAGCUUAUGGGGUGUGCUUUUCACAUUGCGCAAGCUAAGUUUAAACAUUUAAAGGAACUUGGAUUAGGCCCAUCUUAUCGAACUGAUUCUCGGGUUAAGACAUGCUGCCGUCAUAAAUCAGUCAAUUCUAUCUUUAAAUUUGCUCCCUGCUGAAAAAAUCAGAAAGCCUUUCGAUAAAAUUAAAGAGCAAAUUGAGAUGGAAGAGGAUUUGCAUGAUCUUUUAUCGUUUUGCAUUUAUGUUGAAAACACCUGGAUUAAUAGCUCUAUCUGGCCCCCCGAAAAUUGGCCUAUGUUUAUGCAAAUGCGCAGAACCAACAACCAUGUAGAAGGAUUC
Molecule: messenger RNA, 1588 nt
Organism: Daphnia pulicaria
Lineage: Eukaryota; Metazoa; Arthropoda; Branchiopoda; Diplostraca; Daphniidae
Exons: 4
Coding region: 1-1407 (468 amino acids)
Source: RefSeq, a predicted model, not a curated record